Molecule: messenger RNA, 1071 nt
Organism: Ylistrum balloti
Lineage: Eukaryota; Metazoa; Mollusca; Bivalvia; Pectinida; Pectinidae
Product: neuropeptide FF receptor 1-like
Exons: 1
Coding region: 1-1056 (351 amino acids)
Biological process (GO): neuropeptide signaling pathway
Cellular component (GO): membrane
Molecular function (GO): G protein-coupled peptide receptor activity
Source: RefSeq, a predicted model, not a curated record
AUGAACCAGACAGGACUAAUAGAUGAGGAGCUUCUGCUCCAGUGGAACAAGAAUCUACGUAGUGUGCUGUUGCCACACAGCAUCUUUCUGGCUGUCUCUCUCAUUGUGAGCGCUGUCGGGAAUACGAUUGUCAUAUAUAUUUAUAAGUUCCGAUUUCGCCAUACCAAGGAUGGGCGCUUCUUCAUACCUUACCUUGCUGUGAUUGACAUGCUGGCAUGUGUUUCGAGUUGUAUCAGCAGCUUAUUCAUUAACUAUUAUCCGGUACAAUACACCAACAAUGCUCUUUGUAAAUGUUCUUAUACCGUUUCCUAUUUCUUUUCGGCGAACUCUGCAUUGAUGCUGUCAGUUAUUGCAGCACAAAGGUUUCUGAAGAUAUGUCGGCCUUUCAAAUUUCAGAUGUCUGGACGGAGAAAAGGGUUUGGAAUUGUAAUUAUCAUUGUGGCAUCUUCUGGCACGAGUGUUCCUGCUUUUGUAACAUUUGGCAUAUCCUCAGUUCGGAACACCUCUAUGAAUAUCACCGGACAGUAUUGUACUUCCAUCAACGUUAAUGAUUCUAAUAUGACAUCACUCGUUUACAAUUGCACAGUCUCGGCGAUCUGUGUUAUUAAUCUGUGUUUUCUAUGUACUCUCUAUGCCCGUAUUGGUAACAAAUUACGUGAGGUGAGACAGCGGAGACUUCAGCGCAUCGCUACCCGCGAAAAGUGGUCAGAUGCUGACGUUUUUACAAGCGAGACGGAGAAGAAUUCGGUGACUACAUUAGACAAACAACGACGUCAUACGUCUAAAAAAGUCACAGAAAUGAAGUAUCGGAUUACCUUCAUGUUUUUUAUAAUAACUUUUGCCUAUGGUGUCCUUUUUAUUCCAACAUUUGCAAUUAUUAUUUGGGAUAUAAUUAAUGUUAACCCUUGGAUAGUCCAAGGCGAUGUCUAUAUUGUUGGGUUUCGAUUUGGUUACACAGUCUUUAUAAUCAAUUAUUUAAUCAAUCCACUUGUAUAUAGCUUAUUUGACAGCGAUUUUCGAAGAGAAUUACGUAAACUAAGUUUUAGACUUUGUUGAAAUAAUUUAUCCUAC